CAUGAACAGUGUGGCUAAGCCUGUGGCCCAACCUGUAUCUGCUCUGGAUUCUGCCGUGGAAGCUGGUGCUGGGGCCGUGGAAGCUGCCGCUGGGGCAGUAGAGGCUGGUGCUGGGGCCGUGGAAGCUGGGGUUGGGGCCCUGGCCAGCCCAUUCUUCAGCCGCUUCAGUAUCCUGAAAUUCAUACUGGCAAGCCUGGGCAUCCCUGUGCAGCACCUCAUCGAGGGCUCCCGCAAGUGUGUGACUGAACUGGGCCCAGAAGCUGUGGGCGCCGUGAAGUCACUACUGGGGGCCCUGACUUUCUAUGGAUGAACUGAAGCUGGAGUAGUUCCCAGAGAACAAGGUGCCGCCAACCCUGAGAUGGAAUCCCUGUUGCCCAGUCCGCAGCAGCCACACCUCCCCUAUUUCCCUUAAUAAAAAUGG
Messenger RNA from Ochotona curzoniae (black-lipped pika), 421 nucleotides. RefSeq names its product secretoglobin family 3A member 1 (gene SCGB3A1). The transcript has 2 exons. NCBI's taxonomy places the organism in Eukaryota, Metazoa, Chordata, Mammalia, Lagomorpha, Ochotonidae. The record is from RefSeq and is a predicted model, not a curated record. Gene Ontology annotation, biological process: positive regulation of myoblast fusion. The coding region runs from base 2 to 310 and encodes 102 amino acids.